Messenger RNA from Vollenhovia emeryi, 2925 nucleotides. RefSeq names its product pre-mRNA-processing factor 6 (gene Prp6). Bases 22 to 2817 code for a protein of 931 amino acids. The transcript has 9 exons. Lineage: Eukaryota; Metazoa; Arthropoda; Insecta; Hymenoptera; Formicidae. Gene Ontology annotation, cellular component: catalytic step 2 spliceosome; U4/U6 x U5 tri-snRNP complex. The record is from RefSeq and is a predicted model, not a curated record. Gene Ontology annotation, biological process: spliceosomal tri-snRNP complex assembly; mRNA splicing, via spliceosome. Gene Ontology annotation, molecular function: protein binding.
UUAAGGUCUACACAAGCAAAGAUGGCGGUUCCCUCGGUCUCGCUAAAUACGCGAAAUAAAAAGCAUUUUUUAGGCGUACCGGCACCCUUGGGAUAUGUCGCUGGUGUUGGUAGAGGGGCAACUGGAUUUACAACGCGGUCUGAUAUCGGUCCCGCUCGAGACGCCAACGACGUUUCAGACGACAGACACGCUCCGCCUACAAAACGUGCGAAGAAGAAGGAGGAGGAGGAGGAAGACGAGGAGGACCUGAACGAUUCAAAUUACGACGAGUUCUCGGGAUAUGGGGGUUCUCUUUUUAGUAAGGAUCCCUACGAUAAAGAUGACGAAGAGGCAGACGCGAUCUACGAAGCUAUUGACAAACGAAUGGACGAGAAGCGCAAGGAGUACAGGGAGAAGCGCCUCAGGGAAGAAUUGGAGCGAUAUCGUCAGGAACGCCCCAAGAUUCAGCAGCAGUUCUCAGACUUGAAAAGAGAAUUGGUUAACGUAAGCGAGGACGAGUGGAAGAACGUGCCCGAGGUGGGAGACGCGAGAAAUCGCAAGCAGCGUAAUCCAAGGGCGGAGAAGUUCACCCCGCUGCCAGAUUCUGUACUGGCGAGGAACUUGGGCGGCGAGACCUCCACCAGCAUCGAUCCGUCUAGCGGCCUGGCCUCUAUGAUGCCAGGUGUCGCGACACCGGGCAUGUUGACUCCCACGGGGGAUCUUGAUCUCAGAAAGAUCGGACAGGCGAGAAACACAUUGAUGAACGUCAAGCUAAACCAGGUUUCCGAUUCUGUGGAAGGCCAAACGGUAGUUGAUCCAAAGGGAUACCUCACGGACUUGCAGAGCAUGAUACCUACUUACGGCGGUGACAUAAACGACAUAAAGAAAGCCAGAUUAUUGUUAAAAUCUGUCAGAGAGACUAAUCCGAAUCAUCCUCCUGCGUGGAUUGCGUCGGCGCGUCUGGAAGAGGUGACUGGAAAGGUUCAAGCGGCGAGAAAUUUAAUAAUGAAGGGAUGCGAGGUGAAUCCCACCUCCGAGGAUCUGUGGUUGGAGGCAGCUAGACUGCAACCGCCUGACACGGCGAAAGCAGUGAUAGCGCAAUCGGUACGUCACAUACCAACGUCCGUGAGAAUUUGGAUAAAGGCCGCGGACUUGGAGACGGAGGUGAAAGCGAAGCGGAGGGUGUACCGAAAGGCGCUGGAGCACAUCCCGAACUCGGUGCGACUGUGGAAAGCGGCCGUUGAGCUGGAGGAGCCCGAGGACGCGCGUAUCCUGCUCAGCCGUGCGGUCGAGUGCUGUCCGACGAGCGUGGACUUGUGGCUCGCCCUCGCCAGAUUGGAGACCUACGACAACGCGAGAAAAGUCUUGAACAAAGCCAGAGAGAAUAUUCCGACUGACAGACAAAUCUGGACUACCGCUGCCAAAUUGGAGGAGGCGAAUGGCAAUAAACACAUGGUGGAGAAGAUCAUCGAGCGUGCCAUAUCCUCGUUGAGCGCGAACGGGGUAGAGAUCAACAGGGAACAUUGGUUCAAGGAAGCUAUGGAAGCUGAAAAGGCGGGAGCGGUACAUUGUUGUCAAGUUAUCGUUAAAGCCAUUAUUGGUUUUGGAGUAGAAGAAGAGGACCGAAAACACACCUGGAUGGAGGAUGCGGAAACUUGCGCCCAACAAGGAGCCCUGGAAUGCGCCAGAGCUGUUUAUGCGUAUGCGUUAACGGCGUUUCCCAGUAAAAAAUCAAUUUGGCUGCGCGCCGCUUAUUUCGAAAAGACAUACGGCACGCGAGAAUCAUUGGAGACUUUAUUGCAAAGAGCGGUUGCCCAUUGUCCCAAGAGUGAAGUGCUCUGGCUGAUGGGUGCUAAAUCAAAGUGGCUGGCUGGCGAUGUACCGGCAGCUAGGGGUAUCUUGUCUCUUGCGUUUCAAGCUAAUCCAAAUUCCGAGGAGAUUUGGCUGGCGGCAGUGAAGCUCGAGUCUGAAAACUCAGAAUACGAGAGAGCGCGACGUUUAUUGGCAAAAGCCAGAGCGUCCGCUCCGACGCCCAGAGUGAUGAUGAAAAGCGCCAAAUUGGAGUGGGCCCUUGAUAAUCUUGACGCAGCGUUGCAUCUCUUGAAGGAAGCUCUCGAAGCCUUCGACGAUUUUCCUAAAUUGUGGCUAAUGAAAGGUCAAAUUGAGGAACAGCAGGGUUACUUGGACAAAGCGAUAGAUACAUAUAAUCAUGCGAUCAAAAAAUGUCCAAACUCAAUACCUCUGUGGCGUCUGCUUGCGCGAUUGGAGCACAAGAAGAACCAAGUGACUAAAGCGCGUUCGGUUUUGGAGAAAGCGAGACUUAAGAAUCCGAAAAAUGCUGAAUUGUGGCUAGAAGCUAUACGGAACGAAUUGAGAAAUGGUGGCGCGCGCGACAUGGCAAAUACACUGAUGGCUAAAGCAUUACAAGAAUGUUCGACGUCCGGUUUGCUCUGGGCGGAGGCAAUUUUUAUGGAGCCGCGACCUCAACGAAAAACUAAAAGUAUCGAUGCUACUAAAAAAUGCGAACAUGAUCCACACGUUCUUCUGGCGGUAUCAAAAUUAUUUUGGUGCGAACACAAGAUUUCAAAGUGUAGAGAUUGGUUCAAUAGAACGGUGAAGAUAGAUCCAGAUCUAGGAGAUGCGUGGGCAUAUUUUUACAAAUUUGAAUUGCUGAACGGCACGGAAGAGCAACAAGAAGAUGUAAAGAAGAGGUGCAUUGCCGCAGAACCUCAUCAUGGCGAAAAUUGGUGCAAGGUUUCCAAGGAUAUAGUAAAUUGGUGUCUGAGUACAGAUCAGAUCUUGGUACUAGUUGCAAGAGAGUUGCCCAUUCCGAUAUAAAGUAGAAAUUACGUAAAAAUGGCAUAAAUUAGAAUACAAAUAUCAUAAAUUUUUAGUAUAAUACAUCGUAUAUGUGUGUAAGUUUGUAAAUAAAACCGACAACUCUAA